Molecule: messenger RNA, 1560 nt
Organism: Mycena indigotica
Lineage: Eukaryota; Fungi; Basidiomycota; Agaricomycetes; Agaricales; Mycenaceae
Product: putative Calcium-dependent protein kinase
Exons: 8
Coding region: 1-1560 (519 amino acids)
Biological process (GO): protein autophosphorylation; intracellular signal transduction; peptidyl-serine phosphorylation
Cellular component (GO): cytoplasm; nucleus
Molecular function (GO): ATP binding; calmodulin binding; calcium-dependent protein serine/threonine kinase activity
Source: RefSeq, a predicted model, not a curated record
AUGCUCUCAGCAUUCAUUGUUUCCAUCCAAAUGUUCGCCACAAUUGUGGUUCAAACCUUCUGCCAGCAAUGGCUUACUAUCUUAGAGGUCGUUGGCGACAUCAAGGUCGUCGUGGCCGAGGCACUCGAGUUCACCGCCGCCACUGAGCCACUCUGUGGUUUAUGCAUGGUGGUGAUUCUCCUGGGUUGCUUCCAGUUCACACACAGUCCUGUUUAUGCUCUCGUCCUGACUGUCGUCCUUGUGUUGGUUGUCUGUGCGUUUAUGGAUUGGGCAGAUAAGCCUACCGCAGAGACAUCCACGCAUUUGACGCGUCAUGACGCCCUCCAAGUUGCUGGUCUUGUCUUUGCUGACUGGACCGUGUUAACCAAUGCCAUUAACGAGUUCAAAGUCGCAAUAUUGAAUGGAUUCUGCCUGCCUUUGGGACAUUGGCUAUACCUUGUCUACCGCCACUUCCGUAAUAACCCACAGAAACUCAGCUACACUAUCAAGAUAAUUGCCAAGAUGGUCGCGGACGUGUUUCUCACGAUGGAAGGUCCACGGCAAAUGGAUGAAGUCGUCGAAGGUGGAAUUCAGUGGCUUUCGAGCUGCUACCGACCAAUUCUCACCGCUUUAUAUCGCGUACAACCCUUGUCGCGCUCCCCUUUCAAAUGUCUUGUGUGGCGCAUCAUGCAUCGAGGACAUGAAGAGUAUCUCGACCACCCAGAAGCGCUCAACAAGCAUAUCUGGCGAGCCACGAGAUGGGCAAUUCCUUCCAUCGACCCCAAUAUGCUCUGGUUCCACCCUCGGCCUCUCGGCCAGGGAGGCUUCGGCUGCGUUGUCAAGGCAUACUGCCCGUUUACUGGUGAGUAUUUCGCGGUCAAGAUGAUCCCGCGGCGUGCAAAGUCGCGUGAGGUAAGGCGGAUGGUAAGAAAGGAGGUCAUCUGCAUGCAAACGGUGCAGGGCCUGCCUGGGUUCGCGACGGUUCAUGGUGUGUUUAAAGACAACCGCAACUUUUAUAUUGUCAUGGAUUUCGGUGACUUGACCUUAAACGACCUUCCUCUCGAGGAAUAUACUUUUGAAGAGCGCAUUGGGUUUGCUCGUCAGCUGGCUACAGCAGUGCAAACCAUGCAUGAGAAGGGCAUUGUUCACCGUGACAUCAAGCCCGACAACAUCCUCAUCAGCAAUGACCGCUUAAUGGUGGUAGACUUUGGGCUCGCCCAGAACUUUGUCCAUCCGAUCGAUAUGCGCCGUGGGCGAUCCUUCUGGCCCGCUCGCAAUCGGGGCAUCUCCGUCGUUGCUGGGUCUCCUCAAUAUAUGAGCCCUGAUGUUGCUGCUGGAAAACCAUAUUCUUAUGGCGCAGACCUCUACCCGAUGGGCAUUGUUAUUCGAUGGCUCCUCUCUGGCGCUCAUCCGGAAGUCGACAAGCUGGCCUUGGUCGGUGACCUUGAUGGCACGCAACUUCCCAAUGAAGUGGAUCACUUCCUGCUUAAAAUUUUCGCCUUUGCGGAAGGGACGCGGCGAUUCCGCAAUUGGGACGAGAUCAAUGGCCACGAGAUCUGGACAGCCAAGAAGGAACAAUAA